GACAGGCUUAGGAGCAUCACCGGUGUGUGACGAUGGGUAUCUAUGAAGAAAGAGGAGAACUGAUUGCACCGAAGAGGAAGCUGUUCAGCCAGAGAACCCAAUACUCAGCUUCCCAUAGUGACCGUCAAGUAGAACUGCUUUACGCUAUUGGAGGGUUGAGUCAUGGUGGCAACGUCAGUGGCAUAGAGUGUUACAACCCCCUGGACCAUGAAUGGAAAGUGCUCGGAUCUGUAUCGAGGCACCGGAGCGGCGUCGGAGUGGCUCCCUUGAAUGGCUCCAUCUAUGUAGUGGGCGGCCAUGACGGCAUGGUGUGCCUUAGCAGUGUUGAGAGGUACGAGCCUGAAACCAACUCGUGGAAGCGGGAUGUGGCCCCGAUCAGUGAAGCUAAGCGGGACGUGGCUGUUGCUGAGCUGGGAGGCUACCUGUACUGUGUUGGUGGCCAUGAUGGGCUGUUGUGUCUUAGCACCGUGGAGAGGUACGACCCUCUGCUAAACAGGUGGCGCAAAGUGGCACCCAUGAAUCGCCGCCGGAGGGGCCUAGGCUUGGCUGUGCUUGAUGGCUUCCUGUAUGCUGUUGGGGGGUCUGAUGGCUAUUCCCCAUUAUAUUCAGUGGAGCGUUACAAUCCCACAGAAGAUAAGUGGACCCCGUGCUCUCCCCUACGGACCUGUAGAGAGAAUCUUGGAUGUGCAACUUUUCAAGGGAAGAUCUAUGCUGUUGGUGGGCGGGAUGACCUCACAGAACUGUGCAGCGUUGAGCGGUUUGAUCCUAUUGCUAAUGAAUGGUCUGCUGUAAUGCCAAUGAAGUCCAAGAGGAGUAAGGUGAGCCUUGCUGCUGCUAAUGGCUACCUCCUAGCCAUUGGAGGAUACGAUGGCAUCGUUCAUGUGACCACAGUAGAGGCAUUUGACUUGGAGAUGAACACGUGGAGGCGCUUUGGCAACACACAAACUUGCCAUCCUGGUGGAGGCGUCACAGCAAUCAAAAUGGCUCCCUACGAUCUGGAAACGUCCCAAUUAGUCCGGAGCAGAUAGAAAGCCGAUUCUUGCUUCUGGUUUAUAUGACAAUUAGCAAGACCUGAGCAACUGCGGGAGAAAAGGAGAAGGUUGGCGGCAGGAAGGGACUAAGACUGGAAUGAGAGAGGGCAUUGCAGAGAUGGGAUUUCCUUCCUGCCUGAAUGGAAGUUCAGAAGUUUGUAUUUUGCAGGAGGCAGAAAAGAAGUACUUAAUUAACCCCAUACAUGCUGUAUGUCUCCCCCACAAACACCCCCUGUCCAUUUUUCCUCCCCACCCCUCCCCAGUCAUACUUAGACUCAGGGCUUUUUUUCUGGGAAAAGAGGUGGUGGAACUCAGUGGGUUGCCCUCGGACAAAAUGGUCACAUGGCUGGUGGCCCCGCCCCCUGAUCUCCAGACAGAGAGUAGUUUAGAUGGCCCUCCGCGCCGCUUAAGCGGGGCCACCAGCCAUGUGACCAUUUUCAAGAGGUUCCGGAACUUUGUUCCCACCGUGUUCCCCCUGAAAAAAAGCCCUGCUUAGACUGGAAAUGAGUCCCUCUGAGAGAGAAAAAGCCCGAAAAAGGAGUCACAGCAGGGAAAGUCCCUAUUGGGGAAGGGUUAAGCACCUUUCCUUUACCCACUCUUUCAGGCAAGCAAAAGCUGCUCCCUCAUUAUCAGAAGUCCUCUGUUCACAGCAUAAUGCCUAUCACAUGGUGGUCAUAUGCAACAGAAUGCAAAGGCAGAAGAUACUAUACCACUUCAGAUGGCAGGUGCAGGAUGAAACACCUGAAUGCUCCCUAAAAGUAGAAAUGUUAUUAAAAAGAAAGUAAAAAAGCUUUUCUUUUUAAUAACAUUAAUAAUAACAUUCAAUUUAUGUACCGCCCUUCAGGAUGACUUAACACCCACUCAGAGCGGUUUACAAAGUAUGCUAUUAUUAUCCCCACAACAAAACACCCUGUGAGGUGGGUGGGGCUGAGAGAGCUCCUAGAAGCUGUGACUGCCCCAAGGUCACCCAGCUGGCUUCAAGUGGAGGAAUGAGGAAUCAAACCCGGUCUCCAGAUUAGAGUCCCGAGCUCUUAACCACUACACCAAACUGGCUCUCUUUUUAAAAGCACCGCCCCGUAAAUAGGAAAAACAUAAUUGUUCCACUAGUUAUUUUAUUUGUGUAGCAAUACCAUACAGUAUGCCCCCUUAGCAUUCUCCCACUGCAUUUGUCUGCAUGUGAACUAGUUUAAUUGAUUAAGGAAAGCCUGCUUGAAUUGGUAAUCUUGAAUAAAGACUAUACCUGUUAGGAGAUGUUAAAUGCAUGCAUGCUUUUGGAAUAAGAAACUUGUUUGGAAAGUAGAGAGAUGUGGAAGUCAGGCUGAGAAUGGCAUAGUAGAGAAUACACUGGCUUACUUGACCAAGGCCGAUUCCACACGACUUACCUGAACCCGGGACGUUGCACUACGUUGCUGAUCAUGCCGGGGAA
Eublepharis macularius is the source of this 2457-nucleotide messenger RNA. RefSeq names its product kelch-like protein 20. The record is from RefSeq and is a predicted model, not a curated record. The coding region runs from base 33 to 1028 and encodes 331 amino acids. The transcript is spliced from 8 exons. Gene Ontology annotation, molecular function: protein binding. NCBI's taxonomy places the organism in Eukaryota, Metazoa, Chordata, Lepidosauria, Squamata, Eublepharidae.